This is a messenger RNA of Dracunculus medinensis (Guinea worm), 306 nucleotides long. The record is from the annotation of a GenBank genome assembly. Lineage: Eukaryota; Metazoa; Nematoda; Chromadorea; Rhabditida; Dracunculidae.
AUGCUGUACAUCACGUUGACAAUUUUGCUUACGGCUGUUUUUAUAAAUCUUGUUCGUCCAUCGUCGUACCACGUUGAUGAACUUGAUUAUGAUGAUCAAUUAAUGAGGAACGCAGAACGCCAAAAACUAUCGGUUUUAUUGAUACCUAUUUUGAUGAAACCGAAUCAUAGAAGGGAAAUGGCUUGGAACAGUUUAAGUAAUUUGAUAAAUGAGCGUAAUGUUGGCGACGUACCAUAUUCUUCGUUUCCAGUAUUAAAAAGAAACAUUGCAAUUGGUCGCGGUGAUGGUUUCAGACCUGGCAAAUAG